This is a messenger RNA of Cucurbita moschata (crookneck pumpkin), 752 nucleotides long. RefSeq lists its product as uncharacterized. Lineage: Eukaryota; Viridiplantae; Streptophyta; Magnoliopsida; Cucurbitales; Cucurbitaceae. The record is from RefSeq and is a predicted model, not a curated record. The transcript is spliced from 4 exons. The coding region runs from base 229 to 564 and encodes 111 amino acids.
AGCUUGUUUACAAACAAUGCGACCACACCUACUGUUCUUCAUUGGAUUGCCAAACGUUUUUCGUUAUUUAAUUUCAAAUUUUUCUGCUUCCCGCUGGCUUGGUUUGGUUGUCAUUAGAGAAGUCGAGGAGGUGGUGGUGGUGGUGGGCGGCGGGAGUGGCGGCCGUUUGAAUGGUGUCGGAGGAGGAAUGGGAGCAAAUUGUUGCAUCAAAAGAAAUAAAAGCCAAGCAUGUCAUCUCUAAUUAGGCCCAUUGUCUUAAUCCAUGGACAGCCCAACGUCUUUCUUGAAGCUCUCGCUUCGACGAUGGAUGAUCACCUUGCAUUUCGAAAUGCCUUCAAACACAACAUUAUUUCGGCUUCAUCUUGUUCCAGCGACUUCUGUGUAGACAUUGUGACCUUGAUUGCCGCCUCCAUGACUUUGGAUGCAGAUUUAAGGUGCAGGACUGUUGUUAGUUGUCACUGGUUGGCAUGCGCGGCAGAGAGGCCUGCUUGGUUCAUGCUUGUAAGACCAUUUCUUAAUACCCUUGUUCUUAAACUCAAACCAAAUGGGUUCCUUUCUCGGUAGGAUGUGAUUAAUUCACCAGUCGAAGUCUACUGUUAGCAGAUAUUGUACUUUUUGGACUUUUCCUUUCAAGCUUUUCCUCAUGGCUUUUAAAACGUGUCUACUAAGGAGAAAUUUUUACAUCUCGUUCCCUCCUUCAAGUGAUGUGAGGUUUAACGAGGAUUUCACUUCAUCCGAUAAAGGCGGUAAAA